Messenger RNA from Boeremia exigua, 558 nucleotides. RefSeq lists its product as uncharacterized. Gene Ontology annotation, cellular component: mitochondrion; mitochondrial inner membrane. The transcript has 2 exons. Gene Ontology annotation, biological process: mitochondrial respiratory chain complex IV assembly. NCBI's taxonomy places the organism in Eukaryota, Fungi, Ascomycota, Dothideomycetes, Pleosporales, Didymellaceae. The record is from RefSeq and is a predicted model, not a curated record. Bases 1 to 558 code for a protein of 185 amino acids.
AUGGCCGACGACACACGGCCAACCUCGGGCGUGCAGACGAUGCAGAUCGAGAACCUGCCCGCGCAGCCGCGCACCCCCGCAAACAGCAUGCCCGGCGGCACCGCGCACACGGCGGGCGGCGAGAAGCUCGACAGCGACGGGCCGUCGUACAUCGACGCCGUGCGCAGCCUGGGGCCCGAGUACUACAUGAACUUCCACAAGCGGCCCUGCGUGCGCGACUCGCAACUGCAGGGUCUGGCCGCCGGGUUUGCGGGCGGCAGUCUGGCGGCCAUCGUAGGCAAGCCGGUGCUGAUUGCAAGCAACUGGGCCGUGGCCACCUGGUGCGGCGUGUCGGUAGUGUCCUACCAGGUGUGCCAGUACUACCGGUCCAAGGAGAAGGCCGGCAUCAAGCAGGCGCAGGACCUGAUGGAGAAGAAGCGCGCAAACAUCGAGGCCAAGAAGGAGGCACGGAGACGGCAGAAAGAGGAAUACGAGCGCCAGGAGGGGCUGCGGCGGCUGGAGGAGGAGAGGAAGAAGAGCUGGGCGUACUGGUACGAGAAGAACCUCAAGUUUUGGUAG